AUGUCAUUCUUCUAUUUAACGCCAGUAAAAGGUGACCUACCUGUACAUUUAUUAGAAGUUAUUCUAUUUAAUAGAGUGGAAUAUUUAAAAACAAUUUUGAGUGGUAAACCCAUAAUAUACAACGAAUAUGUUGUAGACGGAAGCAUAUACGAUAACGUAGGACACUUCACAUUAUGCGUGAUACUAAUUUUAUGUGAAGACAGAGAGUUUACGGAAUAUAUUUUGAAAUCGGAGUUGGAGCUGUUCAGGCGCCGUUUAAUAUCUUUAUCUGCGUAUGAACUGAGAUCUUUUGCUAAAAAAAUACUCAAAAGUAUUAAAAAGCAGAACAAAGUGGCGAAACUCAUUGAAUCUGUGCAGAUACUAUGUCAACAUUUAAUGCUGAAGGAAGUGGCUCAACAUAUUUGUUCAGUACACAAUAGUGCCUGUACAGUACACAGUAUACACGUGAACUUCAAACAAUGCCUUCGCCUUGUAGCUAGGAGACAAGUUGAACUCACAAAUGGAGUGGCAACUAUACCUUGUGGGAGAUGGUUACAAUAUUUAAUUACUCUUUUUAGAGAAAAUUUAAUCAACAGAAUCAACACCACUGAUGUAGCACCACUGAAGAGUGAUGCAAGAAUUAUGGAGCUCCUACACAAAAUAAAGAAAGAUUAUAAUUUAUCUAAAGUCAAACCUAAUGUAUUAUUAAGUAGGGAUGUGGACUCCGCAUCCCGGUUUUUCCCUCCAUGCAUGCUAAACCUUCACCAAAAUCUCAGAAGAAGGCAUAGACUAUCCCAUACACAGAGGUUUCAUUACAGUUUAUUUUUAAAAGAUAUUGGCAUGCCAAUAGAAGAGUCUGUAGAGUUCUGGAGAGCAGAGUACAGGCUACACCCAAACGGGCACCACAGUUGUUGCCAUAACUGGGAAAAAGAUGAGAAGAAAUAUGUCUACGGUAUUAGACACAUGUAUGGCUUAGAAGGAUCCAGGAGAAACUACCCCUCAGUCAACUGCAGCACUAUACAAAGCAUAGACAAUUCAUGCUCCGAAGGAGGUUGUCCAUUCAAAUCCUUUGACUACCAAAAUAUGGUUCCACUUUUAAAAAACUGUUCUGAACCAGUGUUGUCACAAAUUGUGGAAUUAAAAAAGAAAGGGUUGUAUACAAAUGCUUGCAUGUUUUUUAUGCAAAAUUCUUAUUCUAAGUCAGAUAGUUGUGAUAGUUGUAGCUUUAAUUUUACUCCUGUUAAAUAUUAUUCUGUAGCAUCUAAAAGUAAUGAAGUAAAAUUAUGA
Spodoptera littoralis (African cotton leafworm) is the source of this 1266-nucleotide messenger RNA. NCBI's taxonomy places the organism in Eukaryota, Metazoa, Arthropoda, Insecta, Lepidoptera, Noctuidae. The record is from the annotation of a GenBank genome assembly.